Messenger RNA from Striga asiatica, 363 nucleotides. Lineage: Eukaryota; Viridiplantae; Streptophyta; Magnoliopsida; Lamiales; Orobanchaceae. The record is from the annotation of a GenBank genome assembly.
AUGAUUCUCUUCCUCGACCAUUCUCUUCAUUUCACGGUGGCCGGAAGCUCCGGCAGCGCCUCCGCUGCGGGCGGGUCCGUCGCAAUAAGAAUCGGGCAGCGGCGGUGGUCGAACCUCGGGGCAGCGGUGGUGGUCGGACCUCGGGGUAGCGCAUCGGCCAGAUUCGGGGUUGCGGCAGUAAUUGGAACUCGGGGCAGCAUGGGGUGGUUUCUGGGCUGUGUAAGGAUGGCGAGUGAACUCUCAGAACAACUGCAGAGAUUCGUCUUCUCAGAGAGAGAGGAGGAAGUGGAAUUGUCUAAAAUUGAUUUAGCAUCGGGGCUUAGGGAUUGCCAGUUGAGCUUAAUAGGGAAAAUCUUCUGGUAG